Molecule: messenger RNA, 692 nt
Organism: Columba livia (rock pigeon)
Lineage: Eukaryota; Metazoa; Chordata; Aves; Columbiformes; Columbidae
Product: feather keratin 4-like
Exons: 1
Coding region: 1-315 (104 amino acids)
Cellular component (GO): intermediate filament
Molecular function (GO): structural constituent of cytoskeleton
Source: RefSeq, a predicted model, not a curated record
AUGGCCUGCUACAACGCCUGCCGCUCCUGGGGACCCACCCCGCUGGCCAACAGCUGCAACGAGCCCUGUUCCCUGCAGUGCCAGGACUCCCGCGUCGUCAUCCAGCCUCCCGCCGUGCUGGUCACCCUGCCAGGACCCAUCCUCACCUCCCACCCCCAGAGCACCGCCGUCGGAUCCUCCUCAUCGGCUGCCGUGGGCAACGAACUCAGUGCCCAGGGAGUUGCCAUCAACUCCGGGGCCUUCGGCUACGGCAACGGCUAUGGCUUUGGAGGCCUGGGCUGCUUUGGCGGCAGAAGGGCUGGAUACAUCUGCUAAGGGCCCUCGCCACCACCCCUGACGGACACCACCUACCGCAUUGAAGCUACGCCAUGGAUUGUGGACUCACCUCUGGACCCUUCUUGCCACGUGGACCUGCUGUCCAUGGCUCUUCCUCUAAAGGAGCCACGAAGAUCUUGGUGCUCUGGCAAGAUCUAUGUCACAGAAGCAACCUCAGCUGAUGGUCACCCUACGUGCAGCAUAUACUUGUCACCGCCUACUUGGUGCUCCUGCCUUUUCACUCUUUUGUUUCCUCAAUAAAGGUCUCUUGCAUCCCAGCCUGAGACAUCUCGCUUUACUUUCUUCUCUCAAGGCUCUUCCAACCUCACCCAGCACAAAGCCAGGGCUCAAGAAGCAAACUGGACAGGGGGGAAAAG